This is a messenger RNA of Cryptomeria japonica (Japanese cedar), 3633 nucleotides long. RefSeq names its product ethylene receptor. Gene Ontology annotation, biological process: phosphorelay signal transduction system; phosphorylation; response to ethylene. Gene Ontology annotation, cellular component: endoplasmic reticulum; endoplasmic reticulum membrane. Lineage: Eukaryota; Viridiplantae; Streptophyta; Pinopsida; Cupressales; Cupressaceae. The record is from RefSeq and is a predicted model, not a curated record. Gene Ontology annotation, molecular function: phosphorelay sensor kinase activity; ethylene receptor activity; ethylene binding. The transcript is spliced from 7 exons. The coding region runs from base 673 to 2907 and encodes 744 amino acids.
UCUUGUUGUGGGAAAGAGAAAAAAAUGAAAAAGAAUUAUGAAACGGGAAUCGAAAACAGAUUGAAGGACUUUUCCAACAAACAGGAUUGGUUAAUGUCACGGCGUCUCCCAGGCCUCCCUCAUUUAUUACCACCCAUUAGUACUCGUGUUUUUUUUUCCAACUAUAGCAAAACCUACUAAUUUGGUUCUAUGCUCACAAGUUAGCGGAUCUUAACACAGCGAUAUCAAUCCCAAAUUCCCCAUUCCUUGUUACUUCUUCGAUUUCUUUUCUACCCGUUUCUUUUACUUUCCUUUUUAGUGUCGUCUAUUCAAUUUCAUCCUAUUGCUGGUCGAAGUAAGGACAACCACAGACCAAAAAGUAUCAUGCCCUUAAUUCUAUUGAAUGGAAAACUGAUUCCCAAUGGUAGAGAAAUGUUAAAGAAUCAAGGAUUGCUCACUUUGAUUUGACUAUAUUGGAAAGAUUUAUCUUUUUCCAUUUGCUCAAUCAAUUUCAUUUCAUAUUUUCUUUUUUGUUUGCUGCUGUAAUUAACAGGGGAAAUGUGUUAAGGGGGUGAUCUAGGUUCGGCUGAUGGGAUAUACAAACAUCUCGGCAACAAUGCUUGGCGUUUUCAGAGCAUAUGCUAUUACAGGCACGUGAAAGCAAGUUAAACUUGAUACUAAAAUAAGUUCAAGAUGGAUUUGUGUAACUGCAUUGAUCCACCUUGGUCAGCAGAUGAUCUGCUGAUGAAAUAUCAGUACAUAUCUGACUUCUUCAUUGCGCUUGCAUAUUUUUCUAUUCCACUUGAGCUUAUUUAUUUUGUGAAGAAAUCAGCAGUUUUUCCCUAUAGAUGGGUGUUAGUGCAAUUUGGUGCAUUUAUUGUGCUUUGUGGAGCAACCCAUCUGAUCAACCUAUGGACAUUUAGCAUGCACUCAAAAACGGUAGCAGUGGUAAUGACUAUAGCUAAAGUAUGCACUGCUGUUGUAUCCUGUGCAACGGCACUCAUGCUUGUACAUAUCAUACCAGAUCUGUUAAGUGUGAAAACCCGCGAGCUGUUUUUGAAAAACAAAGCUGCAGAACUUGACAGGGAGAUGGGUAUUAUUCGAACUCAGGAAGAAACUGGAAGGCAUGUGCGAAUGCUUACUCAUGAGAUCAGAAGUACCUUGGACAGGCAUACUAUUUUAAACACCACCCUUGUUGAACUAGGUAGAACUUUAGCUUUGGAGGAAUGUGCUUUAUGGAUGCCAACUCGAACUGGCUUGGAGCUUCAGCUUUCCCACGUUCUUUGCCAUCAAAAUCAUGUGCCAUAUACUGUUACCAUUAAACACCCUAAUGUUAACCAGGUAUUUAGUACUAAUAGAGCAAUAGGGAUUCCUCCGACUAGUCCAAUAGCAAUGAUUCGGCCACGGUCAGGGAAGAUCAUGACAGGGGAUGUGGUUGCAGUCCGUGUUCCUCUUUUGCAUCUCUCAAAUUUUCACAUGAAUGAUUGGCCUGAGCCUUCAAAGAGACAGUAUGCAUUGAUGGUCCUGAUGCUGCCCUCAGACAGUGCCCGCAGGUGGCAUCUUCAUGAAUUGGAGCUUGUGGAGGUUGUUGCAGACCAGGUGGCUGUUGCCCUCUCCCAUGCUGCAAUUCUUGAAGAAUCAAUGAGAGCACGUGACCUGCUGAUGGAGCAAAAUGUUGCACUUGAUCUAGCUCGCCAAGAGGCUGAAACAGCUAUUCGUGCACGUAAUGACUUCUUAGCUGUAAUGAACCAUGAAAUGCGCACUCCAAUGCAUGCUAUUAUUGCCCUGUCUUCACUACUUCAGGAGACAGAUUUGACUCCAGAACAACGUUCGAUGGUUGAGACAAUCUUGAAGAGUAGUAAUCUCCUAGCCACACUUAUGAAUGAUGUUUUAGAUCUUUCGAGGCUUGAGGAUGGGAGCCUGGAACUCAACAUUCGGAAAUUUAAUCUUCUUGCUAUGUUCCGUGAGGUUCAUAAUCUUGUAAAACCCAUUGCAUCUGUGAAGAGGUUGUCAGUGUCAAUGACUCUGGCCCCGGACUUACCACAGUAUGCUGUUGGUGAUGACAAACGUCUUAUGCAAAUUGUAUUGAAUGUGGUAGGGAAUGCUGUGAAGUUCUCUAGGGAAGGUAGUAUUUUGGUGACAGCACAAUUAGAGAGGCCGGAAGCCCUAAGAGAUUCACGUGUUCCAGAUUUCUAUCCAGUGCAGGGCGACUUUCAUUUCUACCUAAGAGUGCAGGUGAAGGACAGUGGCCUGGGAAUCAAUCCUCAGGAUAUUCCAAAGCUGUUCAAUAAAUUUGUGCAGUCUGAUGUGAUGACAACUAGAAAUUAUGGUGGCACUGGUCUUGGACUCGCCAUUUGCAAGAGGUUUGUAAAUCUAAUGGAGGGUCAUAUAUGGCUUGAGAGUGAAGGUUUAGGCAAGGGCUCUACUGCAAUAUUUAUUGUUAAGCUGGGGAUUCCAGACCCUCGAAAUGAAUUGGAUCAUCAAAUUGCAUUUCCCAUCCAAUCUAAUUCUAAUCACACAGAUUUUUCUGGGUUGAAAGUCCUUGUGACAGAUGAUAAUGGUGUUAACCGGAUGGUUACAAGGGGCCUUCUUGCUCGUUUAGGGUGUGAUGUGACAGUUGUUAGUUCAGGUCGUGAAUGCUUACAAGCUAUAUCACAGGCUGGGCAGAAUUUCAAGGUAUUAUUUCUAGAUGUAUGUAUGCCGGAAAUGGAUGGAUUUGCAGUUGCCGCUCACAUUCAGGAAAUGAUUCCUCAUCAACAUGAAAGGCCAUUACUUGUAGCUCUCACUGGAAGUACUGACAAAGCAACAAGAGAAAAUUGUUUUAAAGUUGGCAUGGAUGAUGUGCUAUUAAAACCAGUUGCUCUUGAAAAGAUGCGCAGUGUAUUAGCUAAGCUCUUGGAGCAUGGUUCACAGUGUAAGAGUAGAUAGAGGCUAUUAUUGUAGGGAAGUAGUGGAGGCAUGCCACUGAUUUUUUCUUGUGAGAUUGAUCCUUUUCAAUGGUGCUAAUCUUCUGAAUGGGCCCAAUGUGCCUUAUAUGAUCAGAUGAUAGUUGAUACCAUAAAAACAUAUGCAAUCCGUUUAAACCUGUAAGUAUGAGGAUUCAGGAGAUGUUACAUCUGCAAGCCUGGUUAUGAACGUACUUCCAGACAUGCUGCAUUGGCUUGGGUUUAUUAAAGCAUGGGCUAUAUCGCUUCCUUAGUGUGUUGCAAGCAGUUGACACCCGCUUGUGUACAUAUUGCUCAAAAUUGUGCUACAAUCCCCUGAAGUGCUGCUACAUAAGACAUACUGAUCAUUCUACAUGAAUGGCUAAAUUUUAGUUAAGUUCAUUAUUUUGGGACCUGUAAAAAUGUUUUCAGAAGGCAAGCCUGUGUUACCUUGUUCCCCUGAUCAAAAGUGGGAAUGUAGUACAUGACUAUUUGAGGAACUCAAUCUGCAACAUAGAUAUGACUGUUAAACAUGGAUUUUCAUAUUGUAUCUGACCAAGGAUCUUGUCAAUGGAGAUUUUUGCACAAGGUCUUUCUUAAUAUAUUCCACCCUGGAUAAUCUAUUAAAAUGGAUAGUCUGCUGUACAUUUGCCUGACAAAUACUUUUUUGGGACUGAAAUAAUUAUUUCAGGUAUUGUUUUUGGUCCAUAUAUUAGUUUCUUUGAACAUA